AUGAAGCAAAAGAAAAGUAGAAAAAGAAGUUCAGAGGUUGACAGUUCAUCGCAGAACAUUCAGUUCGAGUGCAAAGGCUUUGGACAUGUCCGUUCUAAAUGUGCAAAUCUGCUGAAGAAGAAGGCGUUGGCUUGCAUCAAAAGUGAUUCUGAUAAUGAUUCAGAUGAUGAAUUGGCCUUAAAUAAUUUUGUGGCGUUGACAACGUUUGUCUCCGGUGCUGUACCAGAAUCUGCAACAGAACCUGCAAUAGAAGCUGCAGCAGAAACUGAAGCAAAGCUCAAAUUGGUUGAAGAUAAUUCGGUGUUAACUAAGGAGAAGGUCAAGCUAGAAGCUCAAGUUGCUGAAGCACAGAAGUAUGCUGUUCAGAAAGAAGAUGAAGCAAUUCAAGCUAGAGUUCAGCUGGAAGAGACACAAAAGUAA
Molecule: messenger RNA, 420 nt
Organism: Arabis nemorensis
Lineage: Eukaryota; Viridiplantae; Streptophyta; Magnoliopsida; Brassicales; Brassicaceae
Source: the annotation of a GenBank genome assembly